GCUUCUUUAGUAGUGUUGAGAUAAUUCCAUAUUCACAAUCUACAUGCCAAACUGAGCCGAAAUCCAAAUUUUCAUGAACUUUGGUACCCGGGAACCUAUUUAAAAAUCGAUUUAAAGUUUGUAUGGGAGCGAUUUGUAGAAUCACCCCUCGUCGCAUUUCGUACUGGGCGGAGCUGUCAAGCAGUUGCCCAGCUAUCAAAAGGUGAUUUCAAAAAAUCUUUUUGUAAUUGAAUUUAGGUAUCAAAAUAAACUUUUAAAAAUCUGAAAAAAAUCAUACUGGCUUAUAAAAAGGUGCUCUUUCGAAUAAAAUCAAAAAAUCAAUAUAUUAUUCUUAAUUUAAAAACCCAAUUGGUGAUUGGUACAAAUUAAGUACCUUACCAAGAAAAAAAUGUUAAAUUUAAAUUUAUACGUUCAAUAUGUAGUCCGUCCAAAGUCUUACACCGUACAUGAAACCGUUUUUAAUUAGAUUUUGCUUUAGAUUUUAUAGAGGCAUUUUAAAAUCUUCUCCUGUGUGAUAGGGAUAGGAUUUUUCAAAACACCAUCGUUCUUCUUCUGCUAUGUUCUGCUAUGUUCUCGUUUAGAUGUAUGCAGGGUACUGCGCCACUUGGGCAGUGGCUGGUAUUUUGGGUACUUUUCAGCUACAACUCAAUCAAUUUCAGAAAUUUAGCAAAACCUCGCGCCGCCCAGCAGGGACUUUGUUUUGUACACAUUACAGCACCUCCAUGUCACGUAAUAUACCACACCUCUUAUCAAAUGUGAUAUCGUAAGCGUACCAUACUUUGCGCACCUAGGGCCUAACUUUGCGCACUUUUCAAAAAAUCGUUAAACAGUUUUUCUGGUGCAUUAUGCAAACUUUUUCCCACGGAAUACUAGUUAGUGAUAUGGGGUAUGCACUUUGUCUCAGUUUGGAUGUAAUGAUAAAUGGAAGAGGAAGACAAAUUGAUGAGUGAAUAUGCAGUUGCUUUCCCUCAAAUGCUGUAAAUAACGUUGUAGAAUGACGUAGGUUUUGAUUCAAAAUUUGUUUUAGUUUAGAUAGCAAUACCAUAAAGUAUUUGUGCACUCUCAAUAAUACAAUAAUAACCAAACUUGUUCCACAACAGAAUGUAAUAUUGAAAUGUUAUUUAAGGGCUGCAUACCAAUUGCUUGGUCAUAACAAAAUAAGAUUGUCCAACAAAACAUGUUAUGGAAACGUAAUGCCUUGAUAAUUCAAUAAUAACAAAACAAGAUAUAAAAACAGGUUUUGUGAUUUCGUAGUUAUUAAUUUGAUAUUCCCCUCUGCUCGGGUACUUCUGGCGAAACUUCAUGGAGCAUUAGAAUUUUUUUAGUUUGUUUUGUAGCGGAAUCUCUAAUAGAAAUUAUUGAAAAAAAUGCGCGGGAACUAGUGACGAGUUCUUGGUGGUAUUUCAGACUUAAUUUGUCAUAGAAUUUUCUGUGAAAUUUCCAGAAAACCUUUGGGGAAAAUUUCGGAAAUUUUUUUUUUAAUUGCUGAGAAAAUUUCCUUAUGACUUCACAAAAAAUAAUUGUGUCUACGACGCUUCGUUCUUGAGUUAUGAUUUUUCAAAGUAGGUGCCCCAGACAACCAGAAAUUGCAUAAGGAUGUACGCUGUACAUCGUAUAAAGUACUAUUUUUACUCACUAUCGCAUACAUAUACGGCUGAGGGACAAUUUUCAUCGCAUAUGAUGUUUUUGAACUUAUUGCGAUGUAUCUGGUAAAAUCAUAUAAGAGUGCAAACUAACUUUUAUAAUGUAUAACUACAUCGUAGUAGACGAUAUUCUGAUGUUUUAUUGCGACGAACUUUACUUAUUCGCAAAAGAGUUCGAGCGGACUCGCAAACUGUCAAUUGAAUUCGCAUAAUUACGCACUGUGAUGAUUAUACGACUUCGCUUGGUACUUUUCUCAUCAAGUCAGUUAAACUCGCAUUGGUGUACAAACUAAAUCGCAUAAAAGUAAAAAUAAACUCGUUAAAAUGUGCAUACAAACUCGUAUAAGCUAGAACCGUUAACGUUGGAAUAUUGCGAUGUGAUAUGUGAUAACAAUGAAAGAGGUGCGUUGGAGUGCCAAAAAGCUACAAGAAAGUUAACAGGCAUCAUUAUGGUUACAAAACAAGUUACUAAGUCAUCAUUUUUGUUUUGUUGACCUGAUAAUUAACAAUGCUGGGUGGUGCUAGCAAGAGAGGGGUAGUGAUAACUGUGCGGGAAAUCACGCUUCGUCAUUUUGAGCUCCAGAUAGCUUGUCGAACAUGUACAGCGCAGGGAAACCAAGUGCAUUCCAACAAAUACUUAGGUGAGUGAAAAUGUCAUGGCAAUUAAUCAGUGUGUUUCAUAAGUGGUGUUUGGUGUUAAGUGUGAAGUAUGGCUCGAAAAUCCAAAGGUUCUUAGUUCGAUACUGAGGUGACAAGAAUUGUUUUUUUUUCGAAUAUUAUUAUUAGGGACAAUGGAAAUUCGCGAUUUCGCGGAAGCCGCGAAAUUCGCGAAAUUGGCCUUUGGGCGCGAAUUGUGAGAAACUCCGCGAAAUGCCGCAAAAUUUGACAAAGUUGUGAAAAUGUCUUAUAAUUUUCCAUCAAUUUCAAUUUUUUAAACAUAAAUUGAUUGAUAUCUUUUGAUAAUGGUAUGUUAUACACGACUAUGUAUCGCAUAAUACAAGUUUACUCUAUUUUCAAUGUAUGCUUCUUUUCUAUUUUUUUGUCAAAUAUGUUACGUUUUCGAUGAAUUCAUGUUAAGACCUCUGAAAACCAGAAAACCAAGUGAACUAUUUAUUUGGCAUGAAAAAUUUAAUGUUUAUUUAGCAAAACGGUCAAAAAUAUGGGGCCGCGACAGUGCCGCGAAAUUAACAAUAGUUACCCGCGAAACUUAAAAAAAAUUUGCCGCGAAUUUCCAUUGUCCCUAAUUAUUAUGUCGCAUAAGAUGCUAUAUUACGUCGCAAUAGUGCCCACCGUACAUCGCAUAAGAUAUCGCUUGAAGUCAUAUAGCGUUAUUAUUUUUCCGUCAAUGCACGUAUAGCACUUCCACUUUUGUACGCAUAAGGCACUUUCACUGCAUCUUAUGCGAUGUAACUUUACCGCAUAAAAGUACGUAUAACAUGAACAUAAACUUCAUUAUACGUGCAAUUUUUUUGUCUGGGUGGUGUCUGUGGAAAAUGUUUGUUUUCCACUGGAGUUUUCCGGGAAAUUAGGCGGUCCUGAUUUUUGCAAUUUAGCUUUUGUUCAUAUAUAGUAUAAACCCAACCUAUGAAAAAAAAAUCAUUAAAUUCUGAGAACCUUCGUACCAAUUUGUUCGAUAAUAAAAAAAAAUCCCUAUUGGCGGGAAAAUUAUAACGCUAUAUGAUUUGAAGCGAUAUUCUAUGCGAUUUACCGUGUACACUAUUGCGAUGUAAUGUAGCACCUUAUGCGACUCAAAAUUAUACGCAAAAAAUAGCAUCACAAACGAAGGAGCGGAUCUGGUGUCAUGGUAAAAACACUUGACUAUCACGCCGAGGAGCUGGGAUCGAAUCUAACUCCCGACUAGGCUAGCGUUUUUCUUUCGAAAAGGAAGUAAAGCAUGAUCCCGAGAUAAACUAGGCCCAGGUUGAAAAAAGAAAAAAAAAAUCAUAUGCGAUGAAAAUUGUCCCUCCGUCGUACAUGUAUGCGAUGGUAACUUAAAAAAGUGCUUUAUACGAUGUAAUGCGUGCAUUGUCGUGCAUCCUUAUGGGACUGGUUGUCUGGAAAGCACCAUUGAAGUUUUUAAAACAUUUGAGGGUCCCCGAUAUGAAGGGGUGUAACCCGAGUAAUAUUUUGAUUGCCAAUUAGUCUUGUAAAGGUUUUGAGAACCGUCAUAAAUCCUUAUACAUUCUAUUUUGGUUUAAUGAUGGUUGUAAGAUCCUCUUCUUAUCUAUUUGACUAAAAAUGUUACUAGGAAAGUGGCAUUUUUGGAUGGUUUCUCAAACCAUGAUAAUAUCAAAAUAAAAUUAUUACGGGCUUAUAAUAGUUCUCAAAACCUCAUCAAAACUAUUUAGACUUCAAAUUGUUGGGCUCUGUGAGUCAUGCGUGGAAAGGGAAUUCUAGAUUUAGUGCAUAUCUACAGGAGAUAUUUUGUAAAAUUACAUUAUGAACCUAUAAAUUUUCGCUGUUGGACUCCUUGAUGGAUUACGCGAUGGUUGGCAAAAAUUUGCACGAGCAUAAUUUAAUUUUGCGUGAAAACUCAUGUAAAUAUGCACAGCAUUCCUUUUACGUGCAUGACUUCUCGAUGAAUUUUACCUUGGUAUUUUUUCUGUGGAUCCCACCACUCUUUGGCAGAUCGAGGGGGGGGAUAAAAAUAAUAAAGCAUUUAAUCUAAAAAAAUAUUAAAAACUCAUCGGAUUUGUUAUUGAAUUUUUAGCUAGACCCGAUAAUUUGAUACAUAUUUUUAUCUGCCCACUUAAAAUGCAAAAUCCAGUCAAAAAAUUUUGAAUGGGGGGGGGGAGACAAAAAGUCAAAAUGAAAUUUGUAUCAGCCUUAUUGCAAUUUUGUAAUUUGUUGACAGCACCUUACAUAAUAGAGUUACUUGGUGGUAGAACUUUAUUUAAGAACUACCUUUUCGCUAGACAAUGUGAACUGCGAACAACAGCUUGAGAAACACCGCACCGUAUUGAUCAGUCGUCAUUCAUAGGUGAGAUGAUAACAUUUUGCACAAAUCUACUGAAUCGGGAAUAGGAGCAGUACAUCCUCCUGAGUCAUAAACUGCAACAAUGUUGCCUUAUCAGCCAACUGGAUCAUGCCAUGGUUCACCGGAGAUAUAGAUUAUCGAUCUCAGUUGCUUGUUUUCCCUCGAUCGUUUCAGAAGUCAGCAUGGCUUUGAAGCUCUGGUGUUGCAUCUUCCUAGCCGUUUUGCUCGAAAACCAACAUGUUCACGCAGCUGCCGAGCGGCCCACAGCAACAGCCUUCCGAUGCCUGAAUGAAGAAUCGUCAAAAUGUACAAUCAACAGGAUAGAUUUAGGAGAUUUAGGUGAUUCCGAAAUUGUACUGCCCGACUUACGAAACAAGACUACGUUGCAGAUCAAGGGAGGUAACAUGUCUACAUUUGGGCUUAGCGAUCGAUUGGGGAACGUGAAGAGACUCCAAUUGGGAUCGCUUCAGCUGAGGGAACUCUGCCUGACGUAUAUGCUUCGAGAAGUUUCGGCCGCGAACAACAACAUCAGCUCGGUUCAGUUUUUGUCCUCUAGUGCCAAGUACGAGCUGGAACAUCUCGACCUUCACAGCAACGCGCUGGCAACAUUGGAAGGCUUCGAUGUGCUGGUGAAUUUAGUUGAAGUUCAUCUUGAACACAAUGCGCUUGAAUCGUUUAAUUGGACUGUUUUCGAACGCAUGGUCAAACUGGAGAAGUUGUACCUAAAUGGAAACAAGAUCAUGAACGUGAUGGCUACGAACGAAAUCGAACUGCCAGUUUUGGAGUACCUUUCUUUGGCGGGAAAUCACUUAACAAAUUUGGACGUGUCGAACUGGAAAUUUGAAUCCCUCACUGAGUACGAUUUUAGCUCAAACAAUUUGUCGCGAGUAGAUAACCUGAAGGAGCGCUUCCCCAGCUCCCAAGCUGUCCUGCUGGCCAACAAUCGGUGGUACUGCGGCUGGUUGGAAGACACGCUGGAAGAAUUCAACAAACUGUUUGUGGUGAUCAAGGACCGGGACGAAAGCUGCGAGGGCAUCACCUCGGCAAACAUUUGCUGCACUCCGGAAAAAGACACCAUCCCCGAGGACACCGAGCUGGAUAAAAAACUAGCAGAACUGGAACAGGCUCAAGAAGUUUUGCAAUCAGACUUUGAGACGCGAUUUGAAAACUUGAAAACCGACAAUGAAAACGAUCUGAAAGAUUUGAUUAGCAAAUAUGACAAACUGCUUCAGGAGGCCCCAUUGCCAACGUCCUCGUCGAACCCCGCAACACCUACCAAAAACACCCAGUACACAACUUUCGCGAAAUCGCUAGAGGAUUUGAAUACCACUGUGACCAUGGAGCUGAGGGAUGUGGCAAUCCAGCUGUCCGAGAACGAGAGGGCACAACGUCGACUGUCCUACAUCAUGUUGGAGCUGAAAAAGUCCAUCGAACGGGGCCGGAAGACAACUGCCGACUUGCAGGAACAGCUGGACAAUCUGCGGAGCGACAUCUACAAAAAGCUGAAGAAGCGUAACUGAAUUGCUUGGAAAGUUAAAUGAGGGUUUAGAUACUUUUUUUUUUUAAUAUUUUUAUCAAUUCUUAAUAAAUAUCUGGAUUAAAAACCCUGAUUAAAAAUAUCAAAAUUUGGUUUCAUUUCCAUUGAAUUCCUCUAGUGAUUCCUUCAGGAACUCCUUGAGGAUUUUUUUCAUAAAUUCCUUCAGAAUUUCUUUCAAUGAUUCUUUCAGGAAUUCUUCUUGAAUAAUCAUGAAUUCCUCCAGGGAUUUCAACAGGAAUUCUUCCAGGGAUACCUUCAAUAAUUUUCCAGGGAUUUCUCCUGAAAUACUUUCAGACUAUCCUUAAGGAUUUCUUUCAGGAAUUCCAUCACAAAUUCCUCCAGGGAUUCAUUAAGGAAUUGCUCUAGGGAUUCCUUCCGGAAUUUCUCCAAGGAUACCUCCAGGAAUUGCUUAAGAAAUA
Aedes albopictus (Asian tiger mosquito) is the source of this 6576-nucleotide messenger RNA. RefSeq lists its product as uncharacterized. The transcript is spliced from 2 exons. Bases 4734 to 6140 code for a protein of 468 amino acids. Gene Ontology annotation, molecular function: protein binding. The record is from RefSeq and is a predicted model, not a curated record. NCBI's taxonomy places the organism in Eukaryota, Metazoa, Arthropoda, Insecta, Diptera, Culicidae. Gene Ontology annotation, cellular component: plasma membrane.